UGAGCACACCCAGUCUUCCUUACCAGUUUUCCCUCGUUGAGGGAGGAGAGUUUAGCUCUAAUAGUUGGUAUGGAGCCAUUGAGCGUAAAGAUUUCUGUUUGGUGUGCAUACUGGGAUUUUUAUUUGUAGCAAUGGCUGGCCUUCUUGGAGGAGGAGGAGGAGGAGGUCAGCAGCAACAAGGAGGAGGAGGUCAGCAGCAACAAGGAGGAGGUGUAGCACCAGCUCAACAGCAACAAGGAGGAGAUGCACUGAUAUUACUAGCCCAGCAACAGCAACCAGGAGCUAAUGAACAAACCAAUGGACAACAAGGAGAGGAGGGACAAGAAGGACAGGAGCAACAAGGGCAGCAUGAGGAAGGACAAGAAGAGCAAGGAGAAGGAGCUGAGGUACAAGGAGAAGGAGACCAGCCACAAGAAGAAGAGAUACAGACAGGACCAGAGGAAGGAGGGGACCAGUCUGGGGAACUGCAAGGAGAAGGAGGAAGCCAACAAAGAGGAGAGGAACAGAGGGAGCCACUGGAACAAGGACUGGAAAAACAACUGGAAGGAGGAGGGAUACAGGAGGAAGAAGGAGUUAAUGAUCCUGUCCAUAAUAAUGAAGCUACUCCAACUGUAGAGUCUUGUUCUAAUAUUAAUACUGAUGUACAGAAGAGUAUGAAAUAUGCUGGACUGGUUUACUAUGAGGAGAAAGGUGUAGAGGAUCUAGUGACAUUCACUGCUGCUAAAAAAUUGGAUGCACUCAUUCAAUUUAUUGAGCGGAAACACUCUCAAGCUGAGAUUGGACCAGAUAUUUCCUUUUGUUUCAAGUUUCCUUAUGAUCACAUUGAAUUGAACUUCACUGCACCCCAGGAUGAACCAAUCACUGGUUGGAUGGUCAAACCUCACACCAAACCCAGCAGAUUAUAUCAAGAGGCUGUUGAUAAAUUUGGUGAUAAAGAACAUUGUCGUCCUUCAUCUUGCCUUAUUUCAGUUUAUGGAUCACCUGAUGCUGUCCCUUUUCUUAAUUAUUCUGUACCACUAGUAGGUGUAUUUGAGCCU
Amphimedon queenslandica is the source of this 1037-nucleotide messenger RNA. RefSeq names its product neurofilament medium polypeptide-like. The annotation marks the transcript as partial. NCBI's taxonomy places the organism in Eukaryota, Metazoa, Porifera, Demospongiae, Haplosclerida, Niphatidae. The transcript has 4 exons. The record is from RefSeq and is a predicted model, not a curated record.